Aspergillus mulundensis is the source of this 1485-nucleotide messenger RNA. RefSeq lists its product as uncharacterized. Bases 1 to 1485 code for a protein of 494 amino acids. The record is from RefSeq and is a predicted model, not a curated record. NCBI's taxonomy places the organism in Eukaryota, Fungi, Ascomycota, Eurotiomycetes, Eurotiales, Aspergillaceae. The transcript is spliced from 2 exons.
AUGAGCAGCCUCAAACUGCCAUACGCGGGCUGCGAGUUCGGCUCUGUCCUUUGCGCGAGUCCUCAAACCGAGUCAAUGAUGGGCUGCGGAUUCACCGAUGCCUUCACCCCGAAUAAGACGGGCAGGACAACAGUGAAUGCGAGAAUGGAGCCCCCCUCGAACGACCUCAGAGUUCAGCCGUUUCUUGAAACGUUCUCCAACCUCAGCAACCUUCCCUACGCUUACCUUCCCCCACACCCGCUGGAGUCUUGUCUAGCCGGGCGCAACACAGGAGCAUCUCAGUAUCUCUUCGUCGACCUUGAGCUGGACUCAGGAGCCGCACGGCCUUACCUUGUUCAUCACCCAUCUACCAUCCCACGGUACCCACUGCAGCGCAGUCACGAAUUCGAGACCCCUCCACUACGCAACUCAGCGCCUGCAGCAGCGAUCCUGCCGACAAUGGAACCUUACAACGCGAGCUCGAAUCGCGAUCUCUCCACCUUUCGAUCCGAGUUUCCCACUCCAAGCCCCGUCCUUGAGCAUGCCACUCCGCGCCCACGCGCAUUCACCGUCCCCGCUACCAAUCAACCUGGUUUCUCUCUUGCGAACUGCCACACCGACGGCGACGGCGAAGUCAAGAUACCGGAUUCGAAAUUGAAGGAUCUGGGAGGAGCACGCGGGGAGAACGCUCAGACACGCAUGCACGAACCAACCACUUCGCGGCAAUAUGAGCAGGAAAACUACAAAUUCAUAAAGCCCGAGGACAACUGGGAGCGCGGCGAAGACCCCAAACAAGAGCCGGCACAGAUGGAAACCUACAUCCAGACCCUCGAGGCCCAACUCGAGAGACUGCAAUCCCAACACGCGGCCGAAGUACUCGAGCUACAGAAGGAAGUCUGCGAGCUCCGAAAGAAGCUCUCGGCCUGGAGGAGAUCCAAGCUCUGGCACAAGGGGAUGCCGGUGUCCGAGCGAAACAUGAUCGGCACCCUCCGCGCGAGUCUCACGCGGUCCGCAGCGGCGAAUGAUAAACUGACGCGCGAGAACGCGGCGUUGAAGGCUGAGAUCGCGCAGUGGGUCAAGGUCAAUGGGGUUCCUGAGGAGUUGAGGGAGAAGGCGCUUCAGGCGCAUGUGAACCACCUGCAGGGCGUGAAUAGGUCGAUGGAUGCGAAGUGGGAGAAGAGGUUGGAGGAGGCGAGGAAGCAGAUGGGAAGCCAGGAAGAAGUCGCGUUCAACGGAAAAAGAAAUGAGCAGGAUAUGAACGGUUUGGCUCAAGUUCAAACCGAGGUCGAUGCAGCUGGGGCGGCAGACUUGAAGACGGACCCCGACGCCAAAACAGCCGCAGCCUCAGAUAAAGACGUCGAUAUGGGGUCCGACACUGCAGAGGAGCCGUCGCAGGAGAUGGUUUACGUCCCAGGCCAUCUCAGAAAACUGUCCAGCGGCGAGAUCGUUGACAUCCCUGGAUUCUGGCGUCCUCGCCGCAAAAUCAAGACUGCCCAGCAGGAUUGA